AUGGCAUACAACGGGGACGCCAUGAUGGCGCAGAUGGACGGCGGAGAGGACGACAUCGAUGUGAACAUGAUCACCGCCGAGGACUGCUGGACUGUCAUCCACUCUUUCUUCGACGCCAAGGGCCUGGUAUCGCAACAGCUCGACUCGUUCGACGAGUUUGCGAGUACCACGAUGCAAGAGAUUGUCACCGAGACGCCGCCCAUCAUCAUAGACCAAAACAUCGCCGCAGAGGACGAGGAGUCGAACCAGCCGAUCAUCAAAAGACGCGUCGAGCUGCAUCUUGAGGAUGUCGCCAUAAGUCAAGCAGCCAUGACAGAAGGCGACGGCAGUACUCGAGCAUUGUUCCCUCACGAAGCGCGGCUCCGGAACCUAACAUAUGCUUCACCCAUGUUUCUGUCAAUCACAAAGAGGCAAAAGCUUUGUCGAGAGCGAUCUGUGGGUGGGUGGCUGGAUGAUACAGGCUACUGGAAUGACCCGCCGGACCACGACGGGCAGACAGAGUUGCACUGGGAUGAUGACCCAGACAACCCGCCGGAGACACAGAAAGAGAUCUUUAUCGGGAAGCUACCCAUCAUGUUGAAAUCCAAGAUCUGUACUUUGCGGAACCGUAGCGAGCAAGAGCUGUAUGCAUUCCAGGAAUGCCCUUUCGACCAAGGAGGUUAUUUCAUCAUCAACGGCAGUGAGAAAGUCCUCAUUGCGCAAGAGCGGAGUGCUGCAAACAUUGUGCAGGUAUUCAAGAAGAAGGGUACAAACACACCUGUGGUGGCCGAGAUCAGAAGUGCAAUUGAAAAAGGUACACGCUUGAUCAGUUCGAUGCAGCUUAAGCUCUACAAGCAGUCCGCCAACUCGAACGCACACGGCGAGACAAUCAAGGUGUCGGUGCCAUACAUAAAGAGUGACAUUCCAAUUGCGAUCGUCUUUCGGGCGCUCGGCGUUGUCUCCGACGAGGAUAUCCUGAAUCACAUCUGCAACAAGUCCGACACGAAGAUGCUGGAAAUGCUCAAGCCGUGUCUGGAAGAGGCAUUCGUGAUACAGGAUCGGGAUAGUGCCUUGGAUCACAUCGGUCGUCGUGGACAGCAGCAAGGUACGAAGGACCGCAGAAUACGAUACGCAAAAGACAUCAUGCAGAAGGAGUUUCUGCCCCACAUAUCGCAAGAAGAGGGCAGUGAGACCAAGAAAGCAUUCUUCCUGGGUUAUAUGGUAAACAGACUGCUACAAUGCCAUCUUGGUCGCACAGAUGAGGACGAUCGUGACCACUUCGGCAAGAAGCGUCUCGACCUUGCAGGCCCGCUCAUGGCGCAGGUGUUCCGCCUGAAGUUUCAGCAGCUGGUGAAGGACAUGAAGGCCUACCUUCAUCGCUGCGUGGAGACUGGUAGGGAGUUCAACAUCACACUCGCGGUGAAGACGAACAUUCUCACAUCUGGUCUGCGAUACUGCUUGGCGACAGGUAACUGGGGCGACCAGAAGAAGGCGGCAAGUGCCAAGGCUGGGGUGAGUCAAGUGCUGAACAGAUACACAUACGCUUCGACGCUCAGCCACUUGCGGAGAACAAACACCCCCAUCGGCCGUGACGGCAAGAUCGCGAAGCCUCGACAACUUCACAACACUCAUUGGGGUCUUGUUUGUCCCGCAGAGACACCAGAAGGGCAGGCUUGCGGUCUGGUCAAGAACUUAUCCCUGAUGUGCUACGUCACUGUUGGUACUCCUGCAGAACCUCUGGUCGACUUCAUGCGACAACGUGGUAUGGAUCUGCUGGAGGAGUACGAUCCGGUGUUAAAUCCGAAGGCCACCAAAGUCUUCCUCAACGGAACGUGGAUCGGUGUGCACAAGAAUGCAAAUGACCUCACCAACAUGAUGCGCAGCCUUCGACGAAAGGGUGUACUCAGCUUCGAGGUGACCAUCAUUCGCGACGUCAGAGAGCGUGAGAUCAAGAUCUUCACCGAUGCUGGCAGGGUUUGCCGACCGCUGUUCGUCGUCGAGAAUGAUCCCAAGAACCCGAACAACGGCAGCUUAGUCCUACAGCGCGAGCAUUGCCAGAGACUGGCGGAUGACCAAAACGUCCUUGCGGAGCUCGCUGGUGUCAGCGAGGAAGAGCGAGAGCAGAAGGUGUUUGGCUGGAAGGGUCUCGUUGACGCCGGUGUUGUCGAGUACCUCGAUGCCGAGGAAGAAGAGACUGCCAUGAUCAUCAUGACACCUGAAGACCUGGAAGAGCACAAGCUGAUGCGACAAGGCGUGCCAAUGGAGGACACGAGAGCUGAUCCACAUCGGCGUAUCAAGUCGAAGCCGAAUCCGUAUGUCCGGACUUGGACACAUUGCGAGAUCCACCCAGCCAUGAUCUUGGGCAUUUGCGCCAGCAUUAUUCCCUUCCCUGAUCACAACCAGUCUCCAAGGAACACAUACCAAAGUGCCAUGGGAAAGCAAGCCAUGGGUGUGACCUUGACGAACUACAACACGCGGAUGGACACUAUGGCGAAUGUGUUGUACUAUCCCCAAAAACCACUUGCGACUACGCGCAGCAUGGAGUAUCUCAAGUUCCGAGAAUUGCCUGCAGGACAGAACGCUAUUGUCGCGAUCGCGUGUUACUCUGGCUAUAAUCAAGAAGACUCCGUCAUCAUGAACCAGAGCAGUAUCGAUCGAGGUCUGUUCAGAUCACUUUUCUUCCGAUCAUACACGGAUCAAGAGAAGCGAGUCGGAAUGAGUGUGGUUGAGGCUUUCGAGAAACCAAUCCGAUCUGAUACCAUGCGCAUGAAGCAGGGUACCUACGACAAGCUUGAUGAAGAUGGGAUCAUCACUCCGGGCUCGCGCGUCUCGGGCGAGGACAUACUUAUCGGAAAGACCGCUCCGAUGCCUCCAGAUGCUGAGGAGCUUGGUCAACGAACAAGUCUGCACAUCAAGCGUGAUGUCAGCACACCGUUGAGGUCCACUGAGAAUGGUGUCAUUGAUCAGGUACUCCUCACCACCAACACGGAAGGUCUUCGUUUCGUCAAGGUGCGAACACGAGUUACAAAAGUCCCACAGAUCGGUGACAAGUUUGCAUCUCGUCACGGACAGAAGGGUACUGUUGGUAUCACCUAUCGACAAGAGGACAUGCCCUUCACAGCAGAUGGUCUGACACCCGACAUCAUCAUCAACCCUCACGCCAUUCCCUCCCGUAUGACAAUUGCUCACUUGAUUGAGUGUCUCCUCUCCAAGGUCGGCGCACUGAACGGCCAAGAAGGUGAUGCCACACCCUUCACAGAUGUCACAGUCACAUCCGUCUCCGACAUUCUCGCCAGCCACGGCUUCCAGCAACGUGGCUUCGAAGUCAUGUACAACGGCCACACCGGCAAGAAACUCAACGCCCAAGUCUUCCUCGGACCUACCUACUACCAACGUCUUCGCCACAUGGUCGACGACAAGAUUCACGCGCGUGCUCGCGGUCCGCUCCAGAUCCUCACGCGCCAGCCUGUCGAGGGUCGUGCCAGAGAUGGUGGUCUCCGCUUUGGAGAGAUGGAGCGCGAUUGUAUGAUUGCGCACGGUGCUUCAGCUUUCUUGAAGGAGAGAUUGCUGGAUGUGUCUGACGCUUUCCGCGUUCACAUCUGCGAGAUCUGUGGGUUGAUGACACCGGUUGCGAGCUUGAAGAAGCAGCAAUUCGAGUGCAGGCCUUGCAAGAACAAGACGAAGAUUGCGCAGAUUAUCAUUCCGUAUGCAGCGAAGCUUCUGUUCCAGGAGCUGGCGGCUAUGAAUGUGGCUACGAGGAUGUUUACCACGCGGAGUGGUAUCAGCAUUCGGUAG
Molecule: messenger RNA, 3774 nt
Organism: Fulvia fulva
Lineage: Eukaryota; Fungi; Ascomycota; Dothideomycetes; Mycosphaerellales; Mycosphaerellaceae
Product: DNA-directed RNA polymerase II subunit RPB2
Exons: 1
Coding region: 1-3774 (1257 amino acids)
Biological process (GO): DNA-templated transcription
Cellular component (GO): RNA polymerase II, core complex
Molecular function (GO): DNA-directed RNA polymerase activity; DNA binding; ribonucleoside binding
Source: RefSeq, a predicted model, not a curated record